Miscanthus lutarioriparius is the source of this 549-nucleotide messenger RNA. NCBI's taxonomy places the organism in Eukaryota, Viridiplantae, Streptophyta, Magnoliopsida, Poales, Poaceae. The record is from the annotation of a GenBank genome assembly.
AUGGAGUUCACGUUCGGUGGCUUCGGCGACCCGGUGUUGUCGGCUGCGUUGCAGCAGCUGAUGGACCUGCCCGACGAGCUGGAGCGGCACAUGAACGCGCCGACGCGGGCCUACGUGCGCGACCGCCGGGCCAUGGCCAACACGCCCAUGGACGUCAAGGAGUUCCCGUCCGGGGCGAUCGUCCUGACCGUCGACAUGCCCGGGGUCAGCCCCGCCGACGUUAAGGUCCAGGUGGAGGAGGGCAACGUGCUCACCAUCAGCGGCGAGCGCAAGCGCCCCGCCGAGGACGGCGCUGCCGCUGAGGGCAAGCAGCAGGCCGCCGCCGGUGCCGACGGCGAGAAGCAGGGGGUGAAGUACCUGAGGAUGGAGAGGCGGAUGGGCAAGUUCAUGAGGCGGUUCCCACUGCCGGAGAGCGCCGACCUGGACAGCAUCCGCGCCGAGUACAAGGACGGCGUGCUCACCGUCACCGUCGACAAGAAGCCACCGCCCGAGCCCAAGAAGCCGCGCGUCGUCCAGGUCACGGUCGGCGGCGAGCAGCAGGGCGAGUAA